Hemicordylus capensis (graceful crag lizard) is the source of this 6257-nucleotide messenger RNA. RefSeq names its product neuroligin 4 X-linked (gene NLGN4X). Gene Ontology annotation, molecular function: neurexin family protein binding; signaling receptor activity. Gene Ontology annotation, cellular component: cell surface; postsynaptic specialization membrane; synapse. The record is from RefSeq and is a predicted model, not a curated record. The transcript is spliced from 8 exons. Bases 1030 to 3528 code for a protein of 832 amino acids. Lineage: Eukaryota; Metazoa; Chordata; Lepidosauria; Squamata; Cordylidae. Gene Ontology annotation, biological process: presynaptic membrane assembly; postsynaptic membrane assembly; synaptic vesicle endocytosis.
GUUUCUGUAGUGAUGGGACAGACUGCAGAGAUCUAUUGGCUGCUGGCUUUGUAAAUUUCAUUCAGUUUGGUCCAAUAGCAGAAGGAGAGAGCCUGGUACAGCCUGGACCCCGCUCCCUCUUCAAUCUCGCUUCUUCUUGCCGAUCAGUCUCCCUCGCUCGCUUCCUGUCGCUGCUUCCCUGCAUAGGCAAUCAGAGCUCUCUUUCUCGCAGAUCAAACUCCCCUUCUUGCACUGAUUGUAAUGAAUUUGCCUCUUGAAUGUAGGUCAUUUACUACAGAAAGCGCCGGGUCCCUUCAACCCUAGUGUGGCUGCCGGGUUUGGUUGUUUGUUUGCUCGCCUUUCCCUCCCUUCUUCUGGGGGGCUGUUGCAUUCCUUUGGACCAGCAAAAUCGUGUUGGAUUUCACAAGAGAAGGGGGAGAGAAGCUGGACGCCGGUAAACCCUGCUGCUGGGUGAGCCCCCCCGCCCCUCCCCACCACUGUCCCCUCGAUUUCGAGCCUGGAAAGGAUCCUCAAACAGCCGCAGCUCGUCUUCCUCCAUAAAGGGGAAAAAUGAGCCACAUCUAAAACAGCCUCAUGUUGCCUCCCAAAGAUAGAAUGUAAAAGCUUCUAAAACAGCAACAGCAUUGGUUGAUCCAUCAUGCUGGAUCCUUAACAAGAAGGAGUUACCAUGCCAAUGUCGCAGAGUAAACACUGAGCAUCUUAUUAUCUAUCCCUUUUGGAAAGUGACAUCAGCAUUGAAAUAGGAGGGAGCCAAGGGAUGGCCUCUGGGCACAAGAAAGCACUUGCAUUUUGCAUCACUGGGAUCUCUCUAUGGUCAGUCUACUGAGAUACAUACCACACUAAUUUUUGGGCUUUUCUGUCUGAGCAAGAUUACUUUUUGCUCCUUACUUGGUCAGCUAUUCUACCUUUCAUCUCCCAGCACACGCACAAUUUUCUUUUUUGCAUUUUUUUGUCCCUUUCUGACCAAUUUGAUUUUUUUUUCUCCAUCUGGGUGUGGAAGACAGAAGCUUGCUAAUGUUGAUGUAAACCAUGUCAAGGCCAAUGGGACUCUUAUGGCUGCCUUUGAUCUUUACUCCUGUUUGUGUCAUGUUGAAUUCUAAUUUCCUGCUCUGGAUAACUGCUUUAGCGAUACGGUUUACACUUAUUGAUGGACAAGCACAAUACCCAGUUGUAACCACGAAUUAUGGCAAAAUACGUGGCGUAAGAACACCCUUGCCCAAUGAAAUCCUUGGUCCUGUGGAGCAAUAUUUGGGAGUCCCUUAUGCUUCUCCUCCAACUGGGGAAAGACGAUUCCAGCCCCCGGAGCCUCCCUCCUCUUGGACUGGUGUACGGAAUGCCACUCAGUUUGCUGCUGUCUGCCCACAGUAUCUGGAUGAGAGAUCGCUGCUCAAUGACAUGUUACCUGUUUGGUUUACUGCCAACUUGGAUACUGUGAUGACAUAUGUGCAAGAUCAAAAUGAAGACUGCUUGUAUCUGAAUAUCUAUGUGCCCACAGAGGACGGAGCCAACACAAAGAAAAGCGCAGAUGAUAUAACCAGUAAUGAUCGUGGGGAAGAUGAAGACAUACAUGAUCAGAAUAGCAAGAAGCCAGUGAUGGUCUACAUCCAUGGGGGAUCAUAUAUGGAAGGUACAGGGAAUAUGGUUGAUGGCAGCAUACUUGCAAGCUACGGAAAUGUCAUUGUCGUAACCAUCAACUACAGGCUAGGGGUUCUAGGUUUUCUAAGCACAGGAGACCAAGCUGCAAAAGGCAAUUAUGGAUUGCUUGACCAAAUCCAAGCUCUUCGAUGGAUUGAAGAAAAUAUUGGAUCAUUUGGAGGAGACCCCAAAAGAGUUACUAUUUUUGGGUCAGGAGCAGGAGCAUCCUGUGUUAGUCUGCUGACACUGUCUCACUAUUCAGAAGGUCUGUUCCAAAAGGCAAUCAUACAAAGUGGAACAGCUCUGUCCAGCUGGGCAGUGAACUACCAGCCUGCCAAGUACACUGCCAUCUUGGCAGAAAAAGUGGGCUGCAAUACGUUGGACACAACAGAUUUAGUUGAAUGCUUUCGGAACAAGAACUACAAAGAACUCAUUCAGCAGACGAUCACACCGGCUACAUACCACAUUGCCUUUGGGCCUGUGAUUGAUGGUGAUGUAAUUCCAGACGAUCCACAGAUUUUGAUGGAGCAGGGAGAAUUUCUCAACUAUGACAUCAUGCUAGGCGUAAACCAAGGGGAAGGCUUAAAAUUUGUCGAUGGCAUUGUGGAUAAUGAAGAUGGCGUUUCUCCAAAUGAUUUUGAUUUUUCUGUAUCCAAUUUUGUGGACAACCUGUAUGGUUAUCCGGAAGGGAAAGACACAUUGCGAGAGACCAUUAAGUUCAUGUACACAGACUGGGCAGAUAAGGAAAAUCCUGAAACACGAAGAAAGACUCUGGUAGCAUUGUUUACUGACCAUCAGUGGGUCGCGCCAGCUGUUGCCACAGCUGACCUGCAUGCCCAAUAUGGAUCUCCAACAUACUUCUAUGCAUUUUAUCAUCACUGCCAGAGUGAAAUGAAACCCAACUGGGCAGAUUCAGCACAUGGUGAUGAAGUCCCUUAUGUCUUUGGCAUUCCCAUGAUUGGCCCUACUGAAUUAUUCAACUGCAACUUCUCAAAGAAUGAUGUCAUGCUCAGUGCAGUGGUUAUGACAUAUUGGACAAACUUCGCCAAAACUGGGGAUCCAAACCAGCCAGUUCCCCAGGAUACAAAGUUUAUUCAUACAAAACCCAACCGUUUUGAAGAAGUGGCGUGGUCUAAAUAUAAUCCAAAAGACCAACUUUAUUUACACAUCGGCUUGAAACCCAGAGUCCGGGAUCACUACCGAGCAACAAAAGUCGCAUUCUGGCUAGAACUUGUUCCACAUUUACACAACUUGAAUGAAAUAUUUCAGUACGUCUCCACAACAACUAAGGUGCCACCUCCUGAUAUGACAUCAUUUCCUUACGUCACCAGGCGUUCACCUGGGAAGUUCACCACCAAACGUCCAUUAAUGACGCCAAGCAACAACCCAAGACAUUCAAAGGAUACCCAAAAACCAGAGGAUACAAGUGUUCUGAUAGAGAACAAGAGAGAUUACUCUACAGAGCUCAGUGUCACCAUCGCUGUAGGUGCAUCCUUGUUAUUCCUCAACAUUUUAGCAUUUGCAGCUUUGUAUUAUAAGAAAGACAAACGACGACAUGAGACACACAGGCGUCCCAGUCCUCAACGGAACACAACCAAUGAUAUUGCCCAUAUACAGAAUGAAGAGAUUAUGUCACUGCAGAUGAAACAGCUAGAGCAUGACCAUGAGUGUGAGUCGCUACAGGCCCAUGACACCCUGAGACUCACCUGUCCACCUGAUUACACCCUCACUCUUAGAAGAUCUCCAGAUGACAUUCCGCUCAUGACGCCCAACACCAUAACCAUGAUUCCAAAUACAUUAACAGGAAUGCAGCCUUUGCAUACUUUCAACACUUUCAGCGGAGGACAAAACAGUACUAAUUUGCCUCAUGGACAUUCCACCACUAGGGUAUAGCUCUAUCAUUAGCCCCACCCCAAGCCACUUGGAAGAGUAAAUAAUAAGAAAAAGGAAAAAAAGAAAAAUUCAUAUUCUCCAUCAAGCAACUUGUCAAAAAAUAAAAGGUGAAAGAGAAAGGCAGACAUAAUUUUCUUAUUGAUCCUUUCCAUAGGAAUUCUGAUAUUAUAUAAAAAAGAUCACCUUCAAACCCUGUGAAAUGUGAAAUGUGUACAUUGCUAUUAGGAUACUGCUUUAAUAUCUCAACCACUUUGAUUGAAAGUUAGGAGUUGAGGCCUGAAGAAAUUCACUUAAAAACGAUAUGUAUUGAGUGUAACACAGAGAAGCAGAAACUUCUGGAACACAGAGCCAGUGACUGUACAGUUUUUUUAAUAAAUAAAAUUUUAAAAAAAUGUUCUAUAUGUGCCAUACCGUGAAUGGCCCUUGUUAUACAAAAGACAUCACCAUGGGCUUUUACCCAUCAUACGAAGCUGUAAUCCAGAAUGGGGAAAUAAGAUUUUAUUAUUAAAAACAAAAAAAUAAGACUGACUAUGCAGUAAAUACGUAUAGUUCUGUGCAAAGAGAUGACUUGCCAGCCUGAACUAUAUUUAAGAAACUUUGUAAAAAAAAAAUGUACAUAGCUGUGAGUUUAAAAAAAGAAGCUUUUAUUGAUGUUUUCAGUUUGAAAAGAGCUUUUAGAAAGAUUGUGCUUUCAGUUGUGAUCUAUGUGUAUAAACAUUAGUCAUACCACCUCUGUUUCCUCCCAGACCAAAAGGAGGAUUUUCUUCUUAAUUAUGAGUUGUAAAUGAAGACAUGAGGUUUUUUCCUAACGUUCCAUUUCUAGGAGGACAUGAUGUCAUACAAAGGAUACAAAUGACCGUGUGGCCUGGCAGAUUUUCCUUUACAGGUUACGAACGUGCAUGUUAAGGCAUUCAUAGAUAGGAAACAGUUGGGUUUGUUUUCUUGAAAACCGUUUUUUCUUUUCUCUCCUAUGUUUGUGUUAGCCUUGGUUAUAUUGCAGCACAGAGACGAAUUGGAAGAAUGACAAAAAAGCUUGUUAAAUUCAUCAAUUUUGUAGCUUUUAGUAUCUGAAUAUGGCUGUUGCUUCCCAACUGAGUGUCCUGAUGCAUCUGAAGAAGGUCUGCUGGUUUUGGCCAACCUUUUCUGAGGAAAAUCAGUUCUGCCUUCACCAGCAACUGCAGAAGACGACAAGGCCAGAAAACCACUGCUUAACUAUGUUGAACAGGGAAAACACAUGCUGGAAGAGAGUUAUUAUUGUUGUUGUUUUAAAGUUAGAGGAAAGAGCUGAACAGGUUGGUAUGUAAAGAGUAAGAAUGACCCAGUAAUAAUUUUUAAUGAAGCCCCUUAUUUUUGCUGGUUAAUCUGAUCACAGAAAGGAUGGAUGCCAUGGAGAGCUAGGAAAGAAAGAAAAAACCCUAUCAAAUUAAAUUAGGUGACUUGCCUUGAAGAAGCUGAAUCAUUUUACUUUCUCAAAACAUGAAACCUUUUUUAUUUCGUGCUCCAUUUCCUCCUAACAGGGGAGUUCACUUUGAAACAGAGCUACCCCAAAAGAUGUUUGGCACCUCUGUGUAGUUUAAAAAAAGAUACAGAAGAAUUCAACUGUUUGUGAAGUUGAACCAAGCAAUUAAAUAAAGAAUGGUUUUGUAUUUUGUCUUUAGAAAAACUAAAGUUAAAGAUGGUAACCAAAGAUAUUUGAACAGAGUUGCUCUGCACAAGAUAAUAUAUUUCCCAGGAUGUAUAUUGUAUUUUUCUGUCCCUGUACUAAGAAGGGCACAGCACCAUUAUAUUUCCAUCCCCAUAUGUUCAUAUCUGACACAAGAUGCCUUCUGCCUUUAAUAUUGGCAGCUCAUGACAUUCUAACUUACAGCUACCUUGACAUCUCACUGGCUGUGUGAUAUGCACAGCACCAUGCUGUUCCUGGGAGAGAAAGCAGGUCCUGAGAAUAGCACAAAGAGGGUUGGCAACACAGUAAAAUUGCUAAUGUGACCCAUGAGGUGGUCUUAGUGCAUUUAAUAUAUGCUUUCCUUCUGCUUCCAGGUGAGAUUUUAAAUGAGCCAACCUCUCCACUUUUCACCCAGUUGUAAAUGGGAAAACUGUCAUCUUCCCUGAUGUUUACCGUAAUCUAAUUAAAGCUGGAUCUAUUCUACACCAUCAUCAUAACCAAUGCAUUGCCUCCACUAAGACACAGCAGUUCUUCAUGACUUGGGGGGUAAAAAGGGAAACAAUGGCAUCUUAAUCGGUUGGGUAUGUUUGUUAUGUGAAUUACGGUAUUUGUUUAGUACUUCCAGUUGUCUUCUGCUAGCAAUAUGUACAGUACUGUGUCAGGCUUGUGACAUUUGGGUAAAACCGUUUCUGUAAGUGAAUGAUUUUAGCUUUUAAAAACAAUGACGAUGAUGUCACUUUAAUAAUUUAAUACGUCUGGACAGAUGUAUGAUUUAUAAAUGGCAAUUUUUAGGCUCUUCAUAGGAUUCUAUAAUAAUAACAACAAAGUAUACUUAAAAAAAACUAUAAAAAGAAAAGAAAAAAGAACUUUCCCAGGCUUUUCUUCUUGACCUUAAGAGGCACGCAGGGUUUCUUUUGUUAUUGUUUUUGCAAUUUUCUUUUUCUUUUUUGGUUUUGCCUUAAGUAAGGAUAGAAGAUAUAUAUGGCUGGACACAUAUGUAUAAACUUUUCAGCAGCAUUUUUAAUAAUAAAAUAUCACAGUAUUUUCUAAUGCUUUGUGCAAAGAA